Molecule: messenger RNA, 17010 nt
Organism: Siniperca chuatsi (mandarin fish)
Lineage: Eukaryota; Metazoa; Chordata; Actinopteri; Centrarchiformes; Sinipercidae
Gene: bsna
Product: bassoon presynaptic cytomatrix protein a
Exons: 19
Coding region: 222-13118 (4298 amino acids)
Biological process (GO): presynaptic active zone assembly; protein localization to synapse
Cellular component (GO): axon; glutamatergic synapse; GABA-ergic synapse
Molecular function (GO): structural constituent of presynaptic active zone; metal ion binding
Source: RefSeq, a predicted model, not a curated record
CCGUCAUCACGUCAGGAGGCAGCCCACUGGUCCUGAAGCUGACGAGGAUGAUGAUGGCGGUGAUGGAGGACCAAGGCUGAGUUCGCUCUUCCAGUUUUCUCUCCCUCUUUUCCAUUAAUUGUUUUUGAUUACAUAAAAAAAGACAACGUAGUGACAUAAAAGCGCCGAUUUGACCUAAUACCUUUCACCACCUCCCUCCCGUCUCCUGAGCCGAGACCGAUAUGGGGAACGAAGCCAGCAUGCAGGGCGGUGGGCAGCCCGGUGAGCCGGGAGCCGCCGGGAUGAUGGGGUCGGUGAUGCCCGGAGUACCCGCAACAGGACCGGAGGUAGGGCAGUACAUGAAGCCGGUCAACGGAGCCGCCGCCGGUGGAGGGAUGGGAGUCGGAGGCCCCGGGAUGGGAAUGACGAGGGGUCCAGUGGGUAGCCCCAAGCCUGGCAUAAAACAAGAAGGCCAUGGAGGAGGAGGAAUAGGAGGAGGUGGAAUGGGAGGAAUGGGCAGAGGAGGCAUGGGAGGACUAGGAGGAGGAGGGAUGGGAGGAGGAAUGGGCAGAGGUGGAAUAGGAACAGGCAUGGGCACUGGUGGAGGAAUAGGGUCCAGAGCUAGUGAGACCUACCGCCUGGCCACGCACGAGAGUCCAACUUCCCCCCGACAUAUGCAAUCAAGCCAAGUGCCCAGCAUGGGGCAGGGCCCAGGUUCUGGCCACGGAAUGGGUCAUGGUACAGCUGGGUCCGGCAUGGGAGGCCAUGGAGGUCAAAGUCCUGGUCAGCACGCCUCCCGUCGAAACGUCCAAGUCGACUUCAGCGGUUCAGGCUGCUCCAGGACAGGCUGGUCUCCCUCGGUGUCUCCUGACCACAGCAUGACGCCCACCUCGCCCUACUCUGUGCCGCAGAUCGCACCAAUGCCGAACAGCAAACUGUGCCCAGUGUGCACCACCACAGAGCUGUCCAACCCACCAGCUGUGCCCAACUACAACACCUGCACCCAGUGUAAGGCCACCGUCUGUAACCAGUGUGGAUUCAACCCCAACCCACACCUCACAGAGAUUACUGCAGGUAAACAUACUGCACGUACACCUUCAGACAGCGCAAGACCAGCCAAGCAUUUGGUGGCGAAAAAAGCGGUGCAGGAGUGGCUGUGUCUGAAUUGUCAGAUGCAGAGAGCUCUUGGCAUUGAUAUGACCACGCCUCGCUCUAAGAGCCAACAGCAGAUUCACUCUCCAUCCCACCAAGCCAAACACAUCGUCCAGCCUCAGCAGCCUGCACCUCAGCCAACACAGUCAGUAGCAGCAGCACAGCCCAAACCUUUGGCACAGAGUCAGCCCACCCUGCAGCAGCAGCUCAAGCAGCCUCAGACUCAGCCCUACAGCCAAACUCAACCCUACUCCCAGUCCCAGCAGUAUCCCCAGUCUCAGCCCCAGUCAUACCCUGUGACCCAGCCAGGGCCCCAGACUCAGCCUCAUACCUCCCCAGGCUUGCAGAGACACCCAGGCCCUGGUGGCCCCCAGACUCAGACAGGGCCCUAUCAGCAGGGCAUGAGGUCCAACCCGUACUCCCAGAGAGGUCCUGGAGAUCCAGGAGCUGUCGGAGGUCUCACAGGAGGCACCAACCAGCCUGGGGGUUCUCGGAUUCCCCACCCUGGUGCUGUGCCCCUCCCUGGCUUGACCAAGGCACCCUCCCAGCCCGAUUUGGGUCGUGGUUCUCCAAUGCACCAGUUUAUAGAGCGGCACCAUGAUCAGACCAGAAGCGCCGGCUCCUCCCCAGCCCACAGGCCACAGAAUCAGGCUCCUCCUCCUUCCCAGGAUGGCCUGACCAAACUGUUUGGUUUCGGGGCAUCGCUGCUCAAUCAGGCUAGUACCCUGAUCAAUGUUGACCCUCUACCCACCGCCUCCACCCAGCCAAGCCCUGCACGAGGCAAGGUGCUGUUCAGUAAUGCAACUCCUGACAACAGGCAGCAACAAGGGGCCCCUGGCACCAAACCAUUUGGAAUGGGUGGCCCACAUGUGCUGAGUCAAAUGGGAGUUCCCCAAACGGGUGGACUGCAUGCACCAACCCAGAAGCAGCAGACCAUGCCCCAUAAACAAGCAAUGCUGCAACAGCAGUCGCCUGCGCAUCAUCAGAAACAACCGCAAGGACAACAUCAGCAAACACCUGGUCAUCUGCAGAAAGCGCCCCAGAAGCAGGAGCCUAUGGUGACUCCUGUGCCUGCCCCAGAGCCUGUGAAGUCUAAAGUGAACUGUCCUCUUUGUAAAACAGAGCUGAACAUCGGCAGCUCUGACCCGCUUAACUACAACACCUGUACGCAGUGUCACAGCCAAGUGUGUAACAUGUGUGGUUUCAACCCCACACCACAUCUGGUGGAGAAAAAGGAGUGGUUAUGUCUCAACUGCCAGACCCAACGGCUGAUGUCCGGAGGUGGUCUGGACAAUCCUCCACUUCCUGUUCCUCAUCUGUCUCCUAAGCACCAGCCAAUGGACUCGCCCCAUCACCAGGCGCCAGCCAGUCAGCAAAGCCCUAUCCACAAACCCACCAAUCAGCAGGGGCCCAGGCCAGUCCAUUCCCAGUUGCAGAAACCCCAUGUGGGAACUGGCGAUAGUGGACCAUUUGUGUCCACUGCUGCCAAACAACCGACCGACACCAAGGCCGCAACACCAGCUACAGCACCAGUACUAACCACAGAGACCCAGAAACAGCCGAAACCCACAGAGGAGAAGUUCAAGAUGGAGCCUGAAGACCAAACUGCCAAAGAGACCAAACCCUCCCAGAAGAAAGGAGAGCAGAUCACACCGAUCAAGGAUAUUAAGAAGUCCAGGCAUUAUGAUGAUACAAAAAACAACAGCACCCAUGACUUGUCACGCAGCCCUCAGAGCCUCAGUGACACCGGCUACUCCUCUGAUGGCAUCUCCAGCUCCCAAGGUGAAAUCACAGGUCUAAUCCAAGAAGAGGAGAUGAAGCUGAGUGAGAGGGGGAUCAGUGUGCGGGGCUCCCCACCAAGCCCUUCUGAAAUCACUAAACUAGAAAGCUCCAUGAGGCCUUUGCUGGAGAAGAGCCUUUCUGAAGAGAAGGUGGACAGAAUUGGGAGGAAGCACAGAGACAGAGAUUUGGAUGACCGAGGAAAGCAGCGUCCACGCUCUCUGUCAAUCCCACCUGAUGCAUAUGACUCUGACGAGGAGCUAGAAGAUAUACUGGAGGAAGAAGAGGAUGGGGGAGACUGGGUGGGUAAACGGAAGGAAGAGAAGGAGGAGAAGAAGGAGAAGAAAAAGAAGGAAAAAGAGGCCGAGCCCACAGAGAUGACAGAUGAGGAGUUUAUGAGGAGACAAAUAAUGGAGAUGAGUGCUGAUGAAGAAAAUGAGGAGGAGGAGGAAGAGGAAGAUGAGGAAGAUGAAGGAUAUGGCUACCAGAAACCCAAGAAAAACCACCAUAAGCACAUCAUCUCUGACUCAGGGAAAGAGAAGAGACGUCUUCAGCACCACUCUAGCAGUUUUGAGGAGGAAACGAAAAGCGCUGCCGAUGUUUAUAAAGGCUCAGUGGAGGAGGGUGAGGAAGAUGUGAUGGCAUCACAAGGAGGAUUGAGGCGCUUCAAAACCAUUGAACUCAAUAACACCAAUAGCUACAGCCGAGACAUGGAGCUGAGCAAUGAAAAUGACUUGAGUCUUGAUCGGGAACCAGAGCUAGAGAUGGAGAGCCUGACAGGAUCUCCUGAGGAGCGUUCUCGGGGUGACUACUCCUCCACUCUGCCAGCAACUUCAUCCUCAUAUGGCUCAGGGCAGUCUCCUACUUCCAUCUCAUCAAUGGAGGAGGACAGUGACAGUAGCCCCAGCAGGAGGCAAAGGUUGGAAGAGGCUAAACAACAGAGGAAAGCACGACACCGCUCCCACGGCCCUCUCCUUCCCACCAUUGAAGACUCUUCAGAAGAGGAUGAGCUGAGAGAGGAAGAGGAACUUCUGAGAGAGCAGGAGAAGAUGAGGGAGGUGGAACAACAGAGAAUAAGGAGCACAGCACGAAAGACCAAGAGGGAUAAGGAGGAGCUGAGGGCUCAGAGGCGCAGAGAGAGGUCCAAGACACCACCUAGCAAUCUCUCACCUAUUGAAGAUGCUUCUCCAACAGAAGAGCUGAGACAAGCUGCAGAAAUGGAAGAGCUCCAUCGUUCUUCUGCUUCUGAAUAUUCCCCUCAGAGUCUGGACUCAGAGGCUGAGGGAUACGAAUCCAAACUUUACAAGUCAGGCAGCGAGUACAACCUGCCUACCUUUAUGUCUCUCUACUCACCAAUAGAGAAAUCAUCAACUACCACAACCACCACAGCACCAUCUUCAACUUCCAAACCACUAAAGAGCGCUGAGGAGGUUUAUGAGGAGAUGAUGAGGAAGGCAGAGAUGCUUCAAAAACAACAGAAACAACAGCAGCAACAUGGAAGACAUGGGCAGUACUAUGAGGAGGACGUUAAUGGACAAGGUUAUGAUGAUGAGUAUGAAUAUGAACGAGAUCAAACAGGAUAUGACAAUGAGGCAGCAGAGUCAGAGACAUCUAUUUAUGAGGAGAUCCGACAAACAUCUCAGAACAUCACCAAGAUGCAACAGGCCACCGAUGAGCAAGUAGAGAUUAAGAUUGAGAGCUCCUACCCAGACAAACAGCUCCUCGACACAGGCCCAGCCUUUGCUAAACUACUGGAACACAGCAAUGCUCUCCUAACUCCAGGGACCAGCCCCACCCAGAUCUCAGCUCCUGUGUCCUUUGCUGAGACUGGAGGACGGAUUCCUGAUGUUCGAGUAACACAGCACUUCUCUGCAAAGGAAGAACACAAAGACAGGAUCAAAAGCCAAGCAGGAAGGAAUGGAAUAACUCCAAUAGUGGCUGCCACCACAAUUGCAGCUUAUGGAGUUUAUACCAGAGAUGCAGUAACUAUUUCUCAGACUAGUUCAAGCCACAGUAUGACGUCUACUCAGUCUGGUAUAUAUGGCAGACACACAGGAAGUCCUGCCACAUCCUCAGCUACAGUCUCAAGUGUAUGCAGCAAGAUUGCAGAGAUUACCCAGGCCUACAGUCAAAGAGAAGUGAUCACCAGAAGGGUAGGGGAGAACAGGGGGGUCCAAGUGCGAGACAGUUCAACAUCUUCUACUGAGAGAAUUAUUGAGCCAUGUUCUCCCAAGUAUACUACUUAUUACAGGAGCACCAGUACUCCUCUUUCUCCAUCCCCACCACCACAGAGUCCCACGCGUUCACCUUCCAGAAGGGCUACAGCUGAGUUCUCUACACAGACUUUGAAUUCAUUGAUACGAAUAGACUCAGCUGGCUCUGGGCCUACAUCUCCAGGGAUGGCUCAGGGAACCCAAACAUCACAUCGAUCAGUUUCUCCACGGCUCUAUCGACAGCAGUCUUCCCAGGAUGCCCCGUACUCCCCACCUCUAAGCCCAGCCAGGCCAAUGACAGUCAACACUGCUACUUCUCCCCUGUCUUCGCCUACACGAUUUAGCCGCCAAUCAACAUUUGACACUUACUCCCCGUGUGCCAGCCCUCCAGACACGCCACCUUACCAACAGUCUCCUACACACAGCUUCUACCGAACACAAAGAGUGGAGAAGAUAAAUGUGGGAACAAGUAUGGUCACCACAGUCAGCACUUACACCAGAGGGUCCAUGUCAAUGGAUAACAUCUCCCUCUGUCGAAUAUCUACAGUCCCAGGUACUUCUAGGGUAGAGCAGGGCAAUAUGAUCCAAGGUGGCAGUGUUGUGGACCUCAGAACGGCCACCAAGCCAGCUCCGAUUAUCAUGACUGACCAGGGAAUGGAUCUCACCUCCUUGGCCACUGAAAGCAGGAAAUAUCAUGGUGGAUCAGAGGGUAGCAGACAUUCAACGAUUGUACAGCCACUGAUUAUGAACCUUAACACCCAGGUGACCACCACACCAACCACUGUCAGUGUCACUGUGGCUGCUUCCAUGUUCAUGACCCAGCCCAAACAGCCAACAGUCUAUGGUGAUCCCCAUCAAAACCGAGUGGAUCUGGGUCACGGCAUGGGUUCGGCCGUGUGUCUUUCCCAGGACAAACCACCAAUUUCACCUCCAACUGACCCAUCAAUACCAAAAAUUGAUGCUAAACUGGAAGACCUCAGUGUCCAACAGAAAGAGCUACAGAAACAACAAGAGAAGCUGCAGAAGCAACAAGAGCUCCUGGAACAGCAGUUGCAGCAGCACCAUCAGAUGCAACAGCAGCAGCAACAAGCAUCUGCUUUGGCCAGGUACAAUCUUACUGGCCAGAUCUCACCUUUACUGAAAAAAGACUUGGUAGUCAGCCAGACUAGCACUGCCUCAGCUGUGGUCAGUGCUGUAUCUCCAGUCAUUAACCCUGAGCUAUAUGGCACUGGUCCCAUUGAGCUGAAAAGGAAGCCUAGUCCUCCUGGUUUGAUGUCAGGAGGUAAAUCACCACAUGACAUGGUAGUGCAGAUGGAUGGAGGGCCAGAACAGGCCAGGGCAGUGACUCAACUGGUGAAGGUAGAAGAAGGACAACAUGCUAUGGAUCUGGCAGGAGGCCAAAUUAAACCUGACAACAUACCAGCUUGCUGUGAUGUUGUUUACCAACUUCCUUUUGGUGGAAGCUGUGUUGGUGGUUCUGAGAAAGAGGGCAUAAGGCCUCCAUCUGCCCCACCUCUCACCUAUGAGUCUGACCACGAAAGACAACCUGGAAGUUACCAUGAGUAUCCAAUGGAUGGACGUAAAGCCUACACAUUGCCUUUCCCUGGUAGGCUACAGCCUUCAAUGUCUGAUACAAACCUAGCCGAAGCUGGGCUACAGUCCUACCAUUCUAAACUAGAACCACACCUCCAAGCCUCAGGAGAAACUGCCAUGGAUCUAACUGCUAUAAAACAGGGCUAUGGAGCGUAUAUGGGGAUGCAGUAUGGCUCCUAUACAGAUUUGCGGCAUGGAGGAGACAUCACAGCCCAAACCUUGCCUAUAAGGAGAUAUAAUUCCUUGUCUAAUAUCAGUUCAGACUAUGGCUACUCUGCCCAUGACAUUGCUAGCUUUCAAGAAGCUAACUUGGCUCAGUACAGUGCUACAACUGCCAGGGAGAUCAGCCGAAUGUGUGCAGCACUCAAUUCCAUGGAUCGGUAUGGAAGCAACCCAGAUUUGAUGCAGUUUAGCAGUUUGGGGAGAGGAACUGGGCCUGUGACCUCCAGACUUGCAGCAGGUCUUGGCAUCAGACAAAACCUCCUCUUUGGACUAGAUGGGAAGCCAAUCUCCCACAGUCAAGCACUAACCAACCUUAUCAGUGCCAGACAAGCCAGUCUUAGAGCCAUGUACCCUGCUGUUAUUAGGUCCUCUGAUGGGAUGAUCUACUCCACUAUUCAGACCCCAAUCGCUUCUACGCUUCCUAUCACAACCCAGCCUGCCUCUGUUCUUCGCCCGCUACUGAGGGGGGUCUACAGGCCAUACCCCUCUGCCAACAUGACACCUGUGCCCCUAUCCAGUCUUAGCAGACUACCAAUGAGCCCCAGAAUGCCCUUAUCUGGACAAGCUCCAGUCCGUUACCCAGCACCAGGUUUCCAAACAAUGUUAACAACUGCCACUACUGUUGCUGUUGCAACAACUUUAGCACCAGUAGGUGCCCCAGUGUCUGUUUCCAUGACAACUACUAGUUCUACAGUCCAGGAUGAACCGGUUUACAUUGUUAAAGGUGCCACAGUGACCUCCCCAUCAGUAGAGGUCACCUCAGUACAAGAAACAGUUGUCAUACCAAUGGAGCCACAGCAGCAGCCAAUAAACCUGUCCCAGGCACACCUGAACAGUCAACAACAGAAACAGGUGACAACUGCUCAGCAGCCACAACAGCCUUCUCCUGCAGGCCCUGUAUACCCACCCUCAGCUCCUUCACACACCCAUGGCUACACCCAACCUUCAGUGGGCCCCUCUGCCCCCACCAGUGGCUUACCCAUUCCAGGGGGUCUUCCUCCCUUCCCCCCACCAGGUGCCAUACACAAGGAGGGUGAAACCGAGGCAGAGAGGCUGCAUUGGCAACAGGAACAGCUCCUGCAGAUGGAGAGGGAGCGCGUGGAGCUGGAGAAACUCCGGCAACUGCGCCUGCAGGAGGAGCUGGAACGGGAAAGGAUAGAGCUGAAGCUGCACAGGGAGAAGGAGCAGAUACUGGUGCAGAGAGAGUUACAGGAGCUGCAAAACAUCAAGGAACAGGUUCUACAGCAGCAGCAACAAGAACGUGAGAAACAACUUGUUCUCCAGAGGGAGCAGCUGGCCCAGCAAAAGUCCCAGCUAGACCAAAUCCAGUCUUUACAGCAGCAGCUGCAGCAGCAGCUUGUAGAGCAGAAGAGACAGAAAGCGGCUGCUGCAGCUCAGAGUAUGCAGCUCGAUGUGAACGGACAGCCCCUGCACCCCUACAUUGACUCUCAGAUGGGCUCCCGUUCCCUCCCCAAUUCCUCAUCAGAGAUGUGUCUGAGGAGCCAGGAGGAGCACACUGAGACCAGGAGCAACAUGAAGAAACACAGCUCCAUGACCAGGCUUAGCAGGGACAGCUUGGAUGGAGAUAACGUGGUGUUUUACGGCUCACCCCGCAGGAUCGUGGACAGUUGUGUACAGACAGAUGAUGAAGAUGGGGAUGAGAGAUACAUGAUGCGUCAUCGCACCAGGAGGCGUGGUCGCAGUGUUGACUGCUCCGUCCAGACAGAUGACGAUGAGGACAAGGCUGAGACAGAGCAGCCGGUCCGCCGAAGACGUGCCCGUCUUUCCCGACACGCUGAGUCCAGUGCUGCUAGCAGCAGCACUGCCACCACAACCAUCGCAGCUAUUGACACUAAAACCGACACUCCCAGGAUGUUAUCCUCCAGUAUCGCCAUCCAGACCAUCAGGGAAAUUUCCUGCCAGACAGAAGUGGAGCACGUAGGAAGAAUCUCCCCAGCAAUCCAUGUGACAGUAUCAGACCCAAAUAAAGUAGAGAUUGUGCACUACAUCUCUGGACCUGAGCGGACCCAAAAAGGACAGUCUCUAGCAUGCCAGACUGACCAAGAAGCCCAGUCGCAGGGUGUUGUAGCUCCCCAGCUCAGUGUACCAACCACAGUCAGUCCAUAUUCUUCCUCUACAAGUACCGGAACACAACAAUCUGGUUCUGCCGACAUUUUGAUCCAGCAGCGCCAGCAGCAGCACAUUACAGCAAACGCAGCCAAGUUUGAGCGACGCCGCCCAGACCCACUUGACAUCAACUACCAGCCUCACAACCACCUCCACAACGAGUCCAUCUCCAGCAUCAUCCGGCAGCAGCAGACAGCCCCCAAAUCACCACAAGUCCUCUACUCUCCUGUCUCCCCAGUGUCCCCUCACCGCCUGCUGGAGACUUCUUUGUCCAGUGAGAGGCUGAACAGGGCCCAUGUCACACCUCAGCAGAAGUCCUACACCGCUGAGUCCCCCCAGCGACACCCCUCUGUCCCCCGACCCAUCAAGAGCACCCAAAGGUCCAUGUCAGACCCCAAGCCCCUCAGCCCAACCACAGACGAGCACACCAAGGCCAGGCUGUCCCUCUAUCAACAACAAGCCCUCCAGAGCCAGCUGGCAGCCCUACAGCAGAGCUCACUGCUCCGUAAGGUCAAGCGAACCCUGCCCAGCCCUCCUCCAGAUGACACUACCACAUCAGCUCACCUGCCCAUGAUGACGCCCACCCUCCAACAGGUCUACCUGCCCUCCGUGCCCAGCCUUAAACCUAGCUCCAGGUCUGGCCUGGCUGCCAAAGCCAGCCUCCUCAAGGACCUCACCCAUGAGCUGAAGGCUGUGGAGCAAGAGUCGACCAAGCUGAGAAAGCAGCAAGCUGAACUGGAGGAGGAAGAGAAAGAGAUUGAUGCUAAACUGAGAUACCUAGAGCUGGGGAUCCACCAAAGGAAAGAGACACUGGUCAAAGAGAGGGAGAGGAGGGAUAUUGCCUACCUGAGGUGUAUGGGGGACACUAGGGACUAUAUGUCUGAUAGUGAGUUGAAUAACCUACGUUUAGCAGCUGCAGCUGCAUCACAUGAGACUAAUGGGCUACUGUCAACAAGGCCAAGCACCGCCCCUCUCAGCCAGUUCACCAGCGAACUCAACACAGCAGCCCAGUACCCACCCACCUCGUCCUUCCUCUCCUGUCAGUACCCCCAGAGCCAACCGGCAGCACCAACUCAGCAAUCAAGUUUGCCGUACCAGUCUUCAACAUUCAGCCAGCCUCCCUAUCCAACAGUGUCUCAGUCCCAGGCACUGCCACAGCCCAUGCCCCUCCAGAGCCAUGUGCCCCCUCCAGGACCAGUCUCUUACCAGUCUCAAACAUCCUACCCUUUCCAGACCUAUCCCCCAACCCAGCCCCCAUACCCCCAGACAGACAUGGGGUUACCUGUUGCACCUCAACCUCAGCCCCAGCCGGGGCAUACAGGUUUCGGGCCUGCACCACCUGGUCAGCCCCCAUACCCCACCCACAGCUCACCCUAUCCCAGUGCUGUGUCCUCCUACCCCAGCCAGACCACCCAGUACCUUGGGCAGUCCCAAGCUGAUAUCCUGACAGUCCACCCAGGAAGACCAAGGCAGACUUCGUUAGCCGAUCUUGAGCAAAAGAUGCCCACCAACUACGAGACAAUUAGUAACCCCACAGUCAUGGUCACCACCACAGCCCAGGACACUACCUAUUCCAAUGCAGCCCCCUCUUAUGGUCAGUACACUGGAUUGACAACCAUGGCUAGCUCCUAUGGGCCCUAUGGCUCAGCAUCAGUGUCCAGCAGCUACGGUGGGUACUCUACCAUGCCACCAAGCACUUAUGGCCAGUAUACUUCAACCUCAGCUAAUUCAUAUGGCCAGUACACCACAACAACUGCUAAUACUUAUGGCUACACCACCACCACAGCCAGUUCUUAUGGACAGUACACUUCUACAGUUUCCAAUGCCUAUGGGCACUCUGUAGACAGUCCCUCCACCUACAGCACUGCAGAUGGGAUGUACGGGCCUCCUGGCUUAGAGCAAAACAGCCCAAGGAACUACAUGAUGAUUGAUGACGUAAGUGAGCUGACGUCAAAAGACGGGCUGGGCACGACGACAGGGGACAUGAUGCAUCAUGGCGGCAGUGGGCGUUACCUGGGUGACAUCCACGGCCACAGCAGCACCAUUGGCAGCACGACACGUGGGGGAAGUGGCAGCUCCUCAUACGGCAGGGCAACUGAAGAGGAAGCAGCGAUGCAGGAAGAGCUGUACGACCACCACGGCAGGGGUAAGAGCAGCUACAGGCACGGACCUCUAGGGGGCAGCAGCAGCAGCGUGAGCGCUAGCAUGGGUGGGGGAUCCCCCUAUUACUAUGACUACGACUACAAACAUGGCAGAAUCCGCUCCGGGGUACAGAAACCUUUGUCCUCCAGAAGCCUUCUGGCUCCUGCUGUAAUGUCCUCCAAGCGCAGCAAGCACAGGAAACUGGGGAGUAUGGAGCAAAAAAUUUCCAAGUUUUCCCCCAUUGAGGAAGCUCGGGAUGUGGAGGCAGACUUGGCCUCCUAUUCCUCAGCAACGGGUGGGGCUAACCCCUCCACUCAUAUUCGAGGGCGCCAGCUGAUCGAGGAUUACGGCUUCAAGAGGAGUGCUUACAGUGGCACCACUCAAGGUAGUCGAUAUGGUUCAAUGGUGGAGGAGGACGAUCGGAUUUACUACACCUCCACCGGCCGCUCCCGUUCCACCGGCUACGGCAUGGACAAGAUCUCAGCCAGGGACUACCCUGGGUAUCGCAGCCGAUCCUAUGAGAGGGACGACCGCUCCUACCGACCUGGCUACAGCCGGGGGCGCCACCCAACCCGGCAGUGCUCUGAAGAGGAGAGCCCACUCAGUCCCCUGGGGAGGUUCAUGGGUUCUGGGCGAUCAUCAAGCUUAGGUCCUGACCCGUACGACAGUCGCAGCAGUAGAUAUCAUUACUAUUAUGGCCAUUAUGGUUCCAGCCACUCGCUGCCAGAUGUACAAGACAACAUACGGGACCUUCCCCGGACGCAUGUCUACAAAUCGGAUGAUACAUACAUUAUAGACGAUUAUCAUUGCGCUGUGUCAGACAGCGAAGCCUACCAUCUGGGCCAAGAAGAAACUGACUGGUUUGAGAAGCCACGCCCCAGUUCUCGACACUACGGCAGCAGCCACUCGUCUGGGAGGAGUCGGCAUGGUGUCAAACACACCUACCAUGAUUAUGAUGAGCCUCCUGAGGAGGACCUCUGGCCCCAGGAUGAGUACAGCCAUGGAGGGCGACACUCUUCAUCCCGUGACCACCGGCACCAUGGCAGCUCUAGUCGACAUCCGUCAUCGUCACGUCAUUCAGAUGAGCCGAGGUCCUCAAGGUCAUCUAAGGGGCACCCCAAAGACCCUUCAAUGCGCCACGACCCUUCAGGACGAUCCUCAUCUUCAGGAAGGCGUGGCGAAUCAAGGUCCGGAGGGUACCACUCUUCGGACUACUCCCGGGAUCCGUCUGGGCACCACCAUGGCCAGCGCUCCUCCAGACAGGGGGACCAACAACGUUCCUCACGCAGCAAGUCCCAGCAGCCAGUGGACAUGCAGGGCCAACCACCAGGCUCCUCCAGGUCUGGCAGCACCUCUACACGGGCUCAGGGCCCUGCUGGUGGGCCUACGGGAUCAAUGCGUCAGAGUGGUCUAAGUUCCCAGACAGACGGGGCUACAGGACAAAGGACCCAGCUCCAACAACAAGCCCAGACAUCAGUGGCCAGGCCAGGGCAGCCUGGUGCCGCAUCGACCACUGGCCCUCAGCAGCAGCCCCCAGCCCAGGGACAAGGCGUGGGCAUGGGGCAAGGCCAGGCCAAGCCAGGGCAGAUAGGACCAGCAGGUGGACCCAUGGGGCAGGCCAGACAGACAGGUCCGGCAGGAACCACGCCAGUCACCAUGGCCAAGAUUGACACACCUCCGGUAACAGCUAUUGGAGCAAAGGCAGUGCCUGUCAUGGCCACAAAAGCUGCCCAGCCCCCACUCACAGGCAUAGGCUCCAAGGCAGCUCCUAGGCCAGGAGGGAUUGGCAGUGCAGCAGUAGGUCAGCCUGGCAUGGAGGGAGACAGCAUGUUGUCCAAGAUCCUGCCUGGAGGAGCCGCUGAGCAGGCCGGCAAACUGGGAGAAGAUGUAUCUCCAAUGCUGUGGAGAUAGGUCGGGUCUGAGCUACACACACAUGCAAAGCAGAGAGCAGCGGACAGGAUGAAGCUGGCUCCUUCCCGCAGGAUUGUGCGGAGCUAUCUCCGGCUUUGGCAAGAAGUUCACCUCUUUCUUCUGAAGUGCUAAGAUUAAGGACUAUGUAAAUGUCAAAUGAAAAAGUCACGAGGCCUCGUACCAGAAAAACCUGUGAAGUUCCCGCAGCUAUUGUUUUACUAAAAGAGAGAGAGGAGAGAGAGGGGAAGAGUGAGGAGAGCUGAACAUACUGCCAACAAGGACUGGAAUCCUCUGGAUACUUCAUGUCUCAGACCUGAAGACACACUGGCACACAGAGAGAACAUGCUGCUCUCUCGGCAGGCCAGAGAAUCAUCCCAAGCUAACUUCCAUCUUCAGAAGGACUAUCCUCCAUCCAGCGUUCCAGAGCCCUACAACAAACCUGUCCCAGUUAGACACAUCUCUGCCCUUUCAUUACAAAAGAGCAGCUGGCAAAAUUGCUGCUCUUCCUCCAUGCCAGUAGAGGGUGCACUACUUACAUUGAAGACAGGUAGAACCAAUGGAAGCCAUGUACCACCUCAGCCCUUGUGGGGUUCAACACUGCAGCUUCAAUGGGAGGAAAUAAAAGGGCGGUGCAAUUCUACUCCUAUAUGCUGGUGACUUUACUGUUUAUAUGAGAGCUGCUUUUAAAUGGUAGCUUUGUCAUAGGCAUGUUGUUAUGCUAGGAUCCUUGGUUUCACAGUCCUGUGCUCAAACUAAGAGUAACAGCAACAUACCAGCCUCUCUCCUCUUUUCUAUCUCUUCCCAAAGUAAAAAAAAAAGUAGGGAGUAUGGAAUAAAACUUGCUGAAGUACUUCAGGUUUUUCUGGUACUAAAGACCUCUUGUUACAUCACCUGUCAGGAAGGAAAUUAAUGGAAAUGUCACAUUGAAUGAAUAAGACAACGAUAACGACGUAGCUGCCACAAGUGGGUCGGCAUGAGUUUCUUUCUGCGGUUUGCUCUGUUUCUAUCUACAUUCCAGAUUGGAACUGUUGUUACCCCUAUUCCUCACCUCUCUGCGUUUCUUGAAUGCUGAUUCUUCUUUCUUUCUAAUCCCCACCCAAUGAUCCUCAAUUUGCCAUGUCUUUAGAAGUGUAUAGUGGAUUAAAAAAUAUGUAGGAAUUUGGAAUGCAUGGAACUUUAUAUCCAAGACCUUACACUGUUCAUCAUUACUAGAGGCCAUAAAGACACUGGGAAACACAUCUUAGCUAGACGACGUAAACAAUAACAAAGAAGAGAGCUUUCCGGAGCAACACACAGGAAUCCAGUCACGUGAAUAAGAGGAGCCUUCUGUUUUUUUAAGAAAAAAAAUUGAUUGAUAUUUGGUGUGAAGCCGUAUGUGGUCGGAUUGUUUUUUAACCAUGACAAAGCCAUUAAGACAACAUUUACCUGCAGUGCUUGUGGUGAUGGGGUUUCUCCAGCUGCUCCACAACGUUUGGCUAUCUCAUGUUGUAGGUGGUUUCACUUCUUGUGUUCUUUUCAUUUUUUUCUAAUUUAGGUUUGUUAUUUGCCGGGUUUUUAUGUUGCAGGUUACCAAUAUCGCCUUAAUCAUUUUAAAAUAUUUUAUUUUGAAGUAAAAGUGGCAUAUUUUUUAGUACCCCCUGUGAACACAUUUUCAUCAUACCCUUUUUUAUGUAGUAAUAUCAGCUGGAACACUGGCCACAGUGAGAUUAAUUUAUAUUUUUUAAAUUAACUUUGUUUUUGAUAAUUGUUUGUGAUAUUAUUUUGUGUUUUUGAUUUUGUUUUUGAUUGUUCUUUAUUUAUUAUCAAUACUUAAAAAAGCAAUAGAGUAAGAACUAAGAAAGUAUAGAGUAAGAACUAAGCGAGUAAGAAAAAGUAAAGAGCACAAUCUUGUGUCAUUUUAAAAGUUGGUGGAAUAGAAAUGUGUUGCGUCCAUUUGUCUAACUUAGCACGCUCAAGUCUGACUUAAACAAAACGUAUUUCAAUAUUGCACACUGCUAUUAAUACAUCAGAGAGCAGGAGCUCACCAAUAAACAUGAGUUUGGUACCACCCAGAUCUUCUCCUCUAACCAAUAGUGAGACAUCAUGUCUUCAACCAGCCAUUCACUGGAUCGGAGUAAUAUGCUGCCUGUAUUAGCCAGCUGGAGUCUGAUCUAAAAGCACUGCAGGGCAGCAGAGAGGCACUGAAAAGCAGGGCAGCAGAGAGGCACUGAAAAGCAGACCAGUCUCAUAUUGUGGCAGAACUGGACUUGACUUCGUCACCUGCUGGGUUUGAGUUUCUAUGUGAUUCUUCUGACCCUCCAAGAUGGACGUUUAUUAGGAGUCUGCAAAAAGCCAGCACACAUUGGUGUGUAUCAGCAUGUGUUUUCACUCUAUCAAAUGUGCACAGCGCACGUGAAAGCACAGUAAAAAAUUGUGUCAAAAAAGAAAAAAAAAUCAGAACUCAUGUGACUGAGGAACCAAAAAUAACACACUUGGUUGUGUCACAAAGUCACCUUUUUUUAGCUUUUCAUUUUCGCGUCCAGACUGGUAACCCAACCCCCGAAAAUCUCUCUCAGACUGUCAGUUGUCAUGGAAACUUCUCAGGUCAGUGUUCUCCCUGCUGUUGCUCCUGUAGUGCAUUGUGGGAUCUGCGGUUCAGUACUCAAAACGUACUCUGUCAGGCCAAACAUUGCGAGGCCUUCAGCAAAACCAACGAACCAACCAACUUCUGCUGUAUAUUGUCUGUGUGAACGCACGCUGGGAACCUUUGCAUGCCGCCCGGCACAGAAAACCUCAGUCACCUCUAUAUUGUUCUGUUCCUAAUCUUUGUAUGUAUGUGUGUGGGGGUCUGUAUGCGUGUAUUUAAUGACCAUCAUCCAAUGUGAAAAAAAAAUGAAAACAAGACAAACACGACACAACACAUAUUGUGGGCAGAAGAGGCAACCUCUCAUCUCCAGUCCUUCUAUGCAAUUAAUCAUAUUUGGAAAAACAGAAACAUGAGGAGGAAAAUGGAAGCGAACCCACAAAUGGGAAAAGUCAUGAAAUCAUUGUUUAUCACACCUAAUUUAUUCUAAUAUCAAGAUUGCUUUGUUUUGGCGUUCCUCAUAGAUCAAAUUAAGGAAAUUCUGUGAAUUUGUUUGUACAUGAUAUUAGUCACCGUUAAGUUAGGAAAUUAUAAAAAGGGUCUUUAUAUUACUUGUAUUAACCUGACCUGUACAGGGUUCUCUCUCCUCCCCAACUGCAGUCUCUGCUAAAGGGUCUCUCUCUAAAGAUGUGUUCAUGACAGCUGGGAAAUGGCAGUCAGAGCUGAGAGGAUGAGUAAGGAGAUGCGUCUGCCACAGAUGCACCACUUCAAUUAAAAUGUUUCAUGACAAAGAAAUUCUUCAAGUACAAAUACUUUUACUAUACUACUUACAUUUGCCAUAAAAAUUAAAUUCUACACCCUAGCAAGAAAAUGAUUGUUUUUAGUCAAGCAGUAAUUCCUAUUGAGAAUAGUCUGUUUUAAAGGAAACCAUCAAUUUUAUUUAUAUAGCGCCAAUUCAUAACCAAAGUUAUCUUAUUGCACUUUUCCUAUAAAGCAGAUCUAGACCGUACUGUUCAUAACACCAAUUUUUGUUCAGUAUUUCCCAGAAAAAAACAAGGAAAUAAAAUGCAUAUUAAGUUCUGCGCUGCUGCAAUAGCAGCUUCUUUAAGGUUAAUAGAAGAAAUGAGCAGGUAGCGGAAGCACCGAAAGAUCACAGUUGUCAUGAACGCAUCCAAACAGCUGUCCAGAGAUUUAUAUAGAGAAAAAUUAUAUAUCAUUAUAAAUUUUGAAUAUAUACAGUGUGUGUGUGUGUGUAUAUGUAUAUAUAACACAGCAGCGGCGGAUGGCCGCACACCAUUGAGUCUGGUUCUGUCCAAGGUUUCUGCAUGU